AUGAGUGGUAACGAUAGAAAGAUCAAGAUAGCUUUCAUUCACCCGGAUCUUGGUAUCGGCGGUGCAGAAAGGUUAGUUGUCGAUGCCGCGUUGGGUUUGCAACAGCAAGGUCAUAACGUCACCAUUUACACCAGCCAUUGUGACAAAUCACAUUGUUUUGAAGAAAUCAAAAGCGGUCAAUUGAAAGUCGAGGUCUAUGGUGAUUUCUUGCCAACACACUUUCUAGGCCGUUUCUUUAUUGUUUUUGCCACAAUCAGACAACUUUAUUUAGUAAUGCAAUUAAUCUUUAACAAAAAAGUGAAUGCCUACCAACUAUUUAUAAUCGAUCAGUUAUCGACAUGCAUCCCACUUUUGCAUAUGUUUAGUUCUGCCACUUUGAUGUUUUAUUGCCAUUUCCCUGAUCAAUUAUUGGCUCAAAGAACUGGGUUAUUGAAGAAAUUAUAUAGACUUCCAUUUGAUCUAAUAGAACAGUUUUCAAUAAGCGCUGCGGAUACUGUCGUCGUGAAUUCAAAUUUCACAAAGAACACCUAUCACAAAACAUUCAACUUUUUAUCCAAUGAUCCAGAUGUUAUUUAUCCAUGUGUAGAUUUAUCACCCAUGGAAAUAGAAGGUAUUGAUAAAGAAUUCAUCAAGACUAUACUAAAUGAAGGUGAUAGAUUCUAUUUGAGUAUAAACCGUUUUGAAAAGAAAAAGGAUAUUGCGUUGGCCAUAAAGGCCUUUGCACUAUCUGAAGACCAAAGUAAUGAAAACGUUAAAUUGGUUAUUUGCGGUGGCUAUGAUGAAAGAGUCGCUGAAAAUGUGGAAUACCUUAAGGAACUGCAAGGUUUGGCCGACGAAUAUGAGUUGUCUCACACAACCGUGUAUUACCAAGAAAUAAAGCGCGCUUCUGAUUUAGAAUCAUUCAAAGCCAGCCAUACAAAAAUCAUAUUUUUGACCUCCAUUUCAUCAUCCUUGAAGGACUUAUUGUUGGAAAAAACAGACAUGUUAUUGUAUACACCUGCAUAUGAACAUUUUGGUAUAGUCCCGUUAGAAGCAAUGAAAUUGGGGAAGCCAGUACUGGCUGUAAAUAAUGGCGGUCCAUUGGAGACUAUCGAGCCGUAUGUCGCUGGCGAAAAUGAAGCACACGCCACGGGGUGGCUAAAGCCUGCUGUUCCCAUUCAAUGGGCUACUGCCAUUGACCAAAGCAGGCAGGUUUUGAAAAAUGACAAGGUGGACUUCAAGAAGAAUGGUCCAUUGAGAGUUAAAAAAUACUUUUCUAGAGAAGCAAUGACCCAGUCAUUUGAAGAAAACAUUGAUAAAGUCAUAUGGAAGGAAAAGAAAUAUUACCCUUGGGAAGUGCUUGGAGUUUCGCUCUUUAACUUCCUCUUGCACAUGUCAUUUAUAAGGAUUUUCCCUAAUGAUCCAUGGCCCUUCCUGGUUAUGGCUGCCGUUAUGGUCCUUUAUUUUAAGAACUACUUAUGGGGUAUUUACUGGGGGUUUAUAUUUGCUUUGUCAUACCCUUAUGAAGAAGUGUAA
Molecule: messenger RNA, 1515 nt
Organism: Saccharomyces eubayanus
Lineage: Eukaryota; Fungi; Ascomycota; Saccharomycetes; Saccharomycetales; Saccharomycetaceae
Gene: ALG2
Product: GDP-Man:Man(1)GlcNAc(2)-PP-dolichol alpha-1,3-mannosyltransferase
Exons: 1
Coding region: 1-1515 (504 amino acids)
Molecular function (GO): GDP-Man:Man(1)GlcNAc(2)-PP-Dol alpha-1,3-mannosyltransferase activity; alpha-1,3-mannosyltransferase activity
Source: RefSeq, a predicted model, not a curated record